This is a messenger RNA of Xyrauchen texanus (razorback sucker), 2990 nucleotides long. Its product is annotated as transmembrane protein 200C-like. The record is from RefSeq and is a predicted model, not a curated record. The transcript has 2 exons. The coding region runs from base 424 to 2037 and encodes 537 amino acids. Lineage: Eukaryota; Metazoa; Chordata; Actinopteri; Cypriniformes; Catostomidae.
AGCGUCUUCAUCAUCUCUCUGUUGUCCUCAGAUCAGAUGAGUGUUGCUGAGGGCGUUUGACGCGCGUUUGAGCAUCACGCGAGGCGUCAUUCAUCGGGUUAACUCUUUAGAAGGCAAUUAUUCAAAUCCUGCAGCAGUUUUUUCUGGAUUCGGGUUGCGGUAUCUUAGCAACAACACCCGGGAGUCCGCGUAACAACAGCUGCAGUAACAGCCGAACCUCACCCGAAACCGAGCCUGAACCCGAACCGCCGAACUCUGGAUCAGAACCCCGGCGGGCGCGCGAGACGUUAACGGGAAUAUUCCUGAUUGGAAAUACUGCAACAGCGAACUUAUUUGUACCUCAAAAUGCUCCCAUGUGAAGAGAAAAAGUUUGCGUUUGAUCACCCGAAUGCGAAUAUAACGGAUGAUUAAUUGAGCACCAUCAUGAUCGCCACAGGUGGUCUGUUGCGGAUCUCUGCGAGGAGACAAGACUCCCUCCGUGCCAAAAACCAUGCCGAAAACAAGCGCAAGAGGAAAGCAAAGAAAAAGAGGAAGAACGAAGUGGUCGUGGUGAAGGGAAAGCUGAACUUAUUUUCCAUACCUGGACUGAUCGCUGCCAUUGGAAUUAUUGUGCUGCUGGUUGGCAUCGCCAUGGCUGUGUUGGGCUACUGGCCCAAAGAGAGUCCACUGUACCCAGUACUGCUGAACACAUCGAGCACUCAGGGGUCCUAUGAGAACAGUGAAGCUGAACUAGUCAAUUUGACAGUCAGUAGUAAGUCUUGGCAUGAACUGGAUAAAGACUUCAGGAGCUUUAAUGGCCCCAAUAGGACCGAUGGAUUGGAUCCGCCUCAGUUAGGAGCAUUCGCUGCAUUUAUUGAUAGGUACUUGUAUUCAGACAAGAUGAAAGUCUUUGGACCUUUGAUUAUGGGCAUCGGCAUCUUCCUGUUUAUUUGUGCUAAUGCAGUACUUCACGAAAACAGAGACAAAAAGACCAAAAUCAUUAAUCUUAGAGACAUCUACUCAACCGUCAUUGACAUUCAUAGUUUGCGGAGCAAAGAGCCUUCCCCACUGAACGGGUUUGUGAACUAUACACAAUCGAAAGAGACCAAAUCUAGCCCGUCACUCAGCGCUGGCACUUUGACCAAGGGCCCUUGGCCGUCUCCGGGCUCAGGUAGAUAUGACCCAAGUAGCCUGAUUCCAUCGCGAAGACCGUCUACAACCACACCACGGGUCUCGUCUGUGGACAGAGAAACCUUUACGAACACGGUGUACAGUAUUUACCAAGAUCAGAACAGUAUCAGUAUGGCAACGCCUGAGUUAAAGCAAUGGGAGACCAGAACAAUCGUGUCAACGUCCAUCAAUGCUUUCACGCUUCCAAUGAUGAAACUCAACAAUAGAGGGACGUCUAAAAGAAGGUGGUCGGAUAAAACCGGAGAGGCCAAACAUGAGUAUUUGGACACGGAGGCGAUUUGCAGACGUCUGGAGGAUCUGGUGGCAUAUAGAAGCAUCACGAAAGCCAAAGUGGAGACUGCUCAGACUCAUCCAGAUCUUCCAGAAGACUCGGUGGAUGUUUACAAGAGUAGCGGCAGUUUGCAGGGAGCUCCUCGUGUUUCUUUGCAGGGUUCCCAGGUGCAGCUUCUACCGCCAUCUUCACCGGUCCGCAAUGCGACAGGAUCUCACCUGUCCUUGAGCGCUCUCUCGGACUACUCAAGGUCCAUUGAUCUGGGAAUCUGUCCGUCCACCCCUGCGGAGCGGCAGGUGGUGCGAUCAAGACGCCUCAGCUGCCCUCGACUUGAGGUGCUCAGCAGCGGACGCUACACCAAACUUGAGGGUCUGGGCGGCGAGUCCUUCGAGUCCACAGACAAUGCAAUAUUUAGUCGCAAGAGUUCGGUUGAGAUUCUAGAAAAGGACCAAGAUCAAACUGACCGAGAGAAGAGCACCUCUGAUAGUCCGGAGGGUGCCGUGGUCCGGCAGUAUUCAAAGAAAGAAAAACUCAUCAUGGUUUCCCAGUCAGACACGACUUUAGAGGAUGUGGAAAUGGACAGCAUAGAACUUUAAAUAGAAUUCUGUAAUGUAGACCUGCAUGGCGGUCGUUCAAGACUCUUGGCUAAUGCGGCUGUUAUGACACUAAGGAAGGUUUCAAUGGGAUUUCUUGCAAAGUUGGUCUUUAGAACACAAUCAAAAUGUGCACUGAAUGGAAAUGCCAUCUUAAACACUCGGUAUGUUAGACCCAAAGGCUCUUUGGAUGAACGAGUCUUUAAAACUGGUACCUUACGGAGCUACUGAGCACGAGGAAAGGAACAGGCUCUGAUUCUAAGCAUGAUAGCACAGCUAUGCUUCACUAGAUUUAUACUUCAGUAGUUGAAUAUUUGUGGCUGUUUCUUGAGUUUAUCGGUGACGUUCGGCUGUCUGAGCAGCAUGUUUUAUACGGUCGUCUACUUGCACUUUUUUAAUCUCCAAAUGACUUGAUACAUAGCAAUAUCUGAUUUCAAAUGAUGACUGCUUGUGUGGGAAAUGGUUAUGUUUGCAUUUUGCCAAAUAUUUACUCGUAUGGUCAAAUUGUCUUUAUUUUGAGCUUUUUCUAGGAAACGUCUUGUUUAGGAAUGCAAUGUUGUUCCACUUAAGUGAACUCAGACCCAUGCAUUUGCACAAUGGUUCACAUGGUCCAGCAUUGGCUCAAAUAUAAUCCCAUUAGGGUCUAUUUCAAAUAUGAGACGUUCAGGAAUGCUGUCGUCUCUCAGAUGAGUUUGGGGUCCGUUCAUUAAAGAUGAAUCAAUGGUGUUUGAUUUAUGGGCAGAUUGCUUUUAGCUCAAGUAAAGAACUAAUAUGUUCCUUUCUAAAUCAGAUCUUGAUGUCUACACGAUCUCCAACCAUGAAGCCAUUCUGAUGCCUGAACGCUCAGACGAUCACAUAUAAACAAACAAAAUGGUAAAGGUGUGUUUUGCUUCUCAACACAGACGUUGACCAAUGCUAGCAUCUGUUUUCCAAGUGUAUAAUAAAUGUGCACUGCA